Molecule: messenger RNA, 1566 nt
Organism: Diversispora eburnea
Lineage: Eukaryota; Fungi; Glomeromycota; Glomeromycetes; Diversisporales; Diversisporaceae
Source: the annotation of a GenBank genome assembly
AUGACAUCUCUUAGUCGAAAAGGUUCUUCAGGUUCUCUGUCACCACGUUGUAAAACGGAAGGUCAUGGUGUAUCUGCUACGGUUUGUGCCAAUUGUGAGACUACAACCACACCACUUUGGCGAAGAGCUCCAAACGGAGAAACGAUUUGUAAUGCUUGUGGACUUUAUCUUAAAGCUCGUAAUACGGUUCGCCCACCUUGGUUAAAGCGUAAUUCCAUCAAAAAGGCUACACCUAUCAUUCCCGAAGCUCCCGAAAAUCUCAAUAAUGGAGGAACUUGCCCAGGGGACGGUCAUUGUGAUGGCACAGGGGGUUCAGAUUCUUGCAAUGGAUGCCCCGCUUAUAACCAACAUCAAGUCAAUCGUCAAACUUUAAUCUGUACUAACUGCGGUACAAAUACUACACCUCUUUGGAGAAGAGACGAAACUGGCAAUACAAUCUGUAAUGCUUGUGGACUUUAUUUCAAGUUACAUAACGUCCAUCGUCCAGUUACAAUGAAACGAUCAGUUAUUAAACGUCGAAAACCUUCCACUUCUGGUUCUGAACGUGGAUAUAUUUCUUCUGAAGAUGAGAUUUGUUCAAUUGAAGAUUUAUCAUCGCCAAUUAGUCGUAAGAGAAAAGAAUGCAAGUUCUCAUUCAUCAAGGACGUCUCAUGGGAACUCCGACUUUCACCUGUUCAUUAUACUUCUGGUAAUUCCGCAUCUCCCGCUUUAUCAACAUCAUCAUUAUCAACAAGUCCAAAUUCAUCAAGUUCUAUUUCUUCAUUAUUGAAUCCUACCACACCUCAAUUACCUCCAAUUAAUUCCAUGUCAAAUGUUAUUACUUCUAACGAUAUGUCAACAAAUAAUGUUAUGGAGUUGAAUCUUCAUCGUCAUUCUCGUCAUUCUUCACCUCAAUUAACUCAAAAUGUAGUUCAUCCUAUGAUUACCCCUCCUUUGACUACUGCAACUUCUCCUAUUAAUUCUGCACCAAUUACUAAUGCAGAUCCUAAUCUUACUCAAGAAGUUUUACAAGCUCAUCGUCAAGAAUUGCAACGUGAAGUAUCACAUCUUAGUAUGUUAUUGAAUAGAACCACAGCGAUUUUAGUUGAUUUAGAUCAAGCCAUGGCAUCAGCCGCUUCAUUAUCAAAAGUUAAUCAAAAGUCCUCUCUUUCCCAUGAAGAAUUGAAUGUACUUAAAAGACAAUUUGAACGAGAAGGAAAUGACGUAACAACACAAACUAAAUUUAAUUAUGCUUGGGGUUUAAUUAAAAGUAAAAAGAAACCUGAACAACAAUUAGGUGUUCGGUUGUUUGCAGAAAUCUUUCAAGAAUCAAGGGAACGUCGUCGUGAAUGUCUUUAUUAUCUUGCAUUGGGACAUUAUAAAUUAGGAGAAUACACAAGAGCCAAAGAAUUCAAUAAUCAAUUAUUAGAAAAGGAACCUAAUAAUAUGCAAGGUCAAAGUUUAAAACAACUUAUAGAAAAUAAAUUAAACAAAGAGGGAAUUGUUGGUGUAGCUAUUGCAGUUGUAGCAAUUGCAGUUGAUUCUUCAAGAUUUCUAGUUACUGUAUCUAAUUCACAAGUUUGUUGA